CGGUUAAGCAUUACGUAAAGUUGCUUUAAUUCUAGUUCAAAACUAUUUUAGUAGAGUUGCUGUUAUUAUGUAUUUUGAUCAGUUUUAUUUGUAUAUUUGAUAUUAAUUGAAGCGAUAUUUUGACAGUAAUUAAGACUCUGAUAAAAAGUACAUUAAAAUGGCCUCAAGUAACUUUUUAACGGUAAAAACGCAUUUGUCUGAAUUUAAAAAUAAUUCUGACAAAGACACAGUAAGCGAGGCUUCUGAAAGUGGAACAAGUAACUCUGUGACGUCAGCUGAAGACCUACAGAAAUUAGCUGUGAUACUUGGGCUAAACAGCGCCGAAGACGUUUACCAAGAAAGAUUUCGUGUUGACAGACGCCGUUUGGAAACUAUGCUGGCUGAUAAUUUGGAAGAAUCUCAAACAGCCCAAGCUUUCUUUCAUCGGGUGAUGACCGAAACAAACACUUUAGUAAAUUGGCCCAUUCGCCUUAAAGUUGGUGCUCGAUCAAAAAAAGAUCCUCACGUGAGGGUUGCUGGCCGCGCUGACGAUGUGAAACUUGCGAGAGAGAAAAUUAUGCAGUUACUGGAUACAAGGAGUAACCGGGUUACAAUGAAGAUCGAUGUCAGUUACACCGACCAUUCGCAUAUCAUCGGGAAGGGAGGUCUAACAAUAAAACGCGUGAUGGAAGAAACGGGGUGCCAUAUUCACUUUCCGGACUCCAACCGCACCAGUACUGUGGAGAAGAGCAACCAGGUCUCCAUCGCUGGCGAUAUGGAGAGGGUGGAACGCGCCAGAGCUCGAGUUAGGGCGCUAACUCCUCUGGUAUUCUGCUUCGAGCUUCCAAUAGCGUCGCCUUCUCAGCCAUUACCUGACGUCACCUCGCCUUACGUGCAGCAGAUUCAGGAGCAGUAUAACGUUCAGGUGACGGUUCGCAACCGCCCCAAGCUCCACGCCAACCUGAUGGUGGUCAAGGGCGUGCAGUGGGAGGUGCAGUCAACCAUGGAAGCCACCACUCUGCUUAUGAACUACAUGUGCGGCCCGUUGGCGAGCCAAACCAAGGUGCAAAUGAUGCUAGAAAUAUCCCCCAUGCAUCACAGCGUAGUUGUAGGCCGGGGGUCCGAGCAGCUGAAGGUGAUAAUGAAAGGCACGGGGACCCAAGUGAUGUUCCCUGACGCAAAUGACCCAAACAUACUGCCUAUUAAAAAGAGCUGCGUCACUAUAACUGGCCAGAUUAAGGAUGUUUAUACUGCCAGACAACAACUUGUGGGUAGCCUCCCACUAGUAGUGAUCUUCGACGUAUCCGAAGAACUGUGUCACGUCGACAAUGACGCAGUAGCGCAGCUCUCGCAGCGAUACAACGUUUACAUCAACGUGCGACGCAAGCCGAAGCAGGGGAUUGCUUCGAUUGUUAUCAAGGGAAUUGAGCGAUGUGCAGGAGAUAUCUACGAAGCGCGUCGCGAGCUCCUCGGUGGCAAGGAGCCAGUGAUAGCUGCCGAAAUACCAGAAUCCUAUACCAUCCCGUCUAUCCCGGCAGCAUCAAUGCCAAACUUUAGCAUUUACAACCCCUUCUCGCCAACUCAGAACAUGGCGAACUCCCCAUGCUCCGCAUAUAACUUGCAAAUGUCGGACUACAAUGUGAGCCCGUUUAACCCUCCCACCUCUGGAGGAUAUCCGAGUCCCCUGUCGCCUGUAGCGUUGACUCCUCCGAUUCAUGGAUUCUCCAAUACGUGGAUGAUCCCAUCGCCGCAGCCAAGAGGGCAGCCUUUCCAUUACCCGAAUAUGAUGCCAAGCCCGAAUUCUAUAGUAUAUAAUAACCAAGGAGGAUCCUGGAACCCAAUGUCCACCGGUCCUGACAUGAACGUUAUGCAGCCCAUGAUGAUGCAGCCAACUUACCAACAAUUGUCCACCGAUGGCAGGCCCAGGACGUUGAGUCAACUGCUGAACUCCAGCUCGCAGGCGAGCAGUGGCUACCAGAGCAACUUUACCGGCAGCUGCGUUUCCCUGGACACCCACAAUAUUUCCGGAGGCGAAGGCAGCAACGUAGUAUCGCCUUCGGUGUCUCCGAUAAGCAAGACUCACAGCCCCGUGCCGUCCAACGAGAACGAUCGCUCGCAACAAGAUUUAGCGAACAUAAUCUCGGACCUACCGCUAUCGGAGCGCCGCGCGCCGGGCUGCGAGAAGAAGACUCUAGAGACACUUAACAAGAUGUCUCCUCUAGCCGAGUACCGCCACAUGAAGUCUGAGGCUAGCAAGGCAAUGCGCGAGAACGUAGGCAGCGGCUACAGAGUGCCGACCCCGAGGUGGUCUGGGCACUACUUCAGUAACACUUCGCCUGGCGCUAUCAAUUUGAAUGAUAAUCGGAAUAACGUCAUGACCACUCCCGAGCGAGGCUGGAACCGCUCAGAGCUGGUUCGCCCGAACAUCGUGGAGAGUGCACCGACGCCGCCGCAGCAGGUGCAUGCCGCCAAGAGAUGCCGCUACGAACAGUUGUAUGACUUGCUGAGAGAUAUUGGACUGCACAAAUACAUUGACCUUUUCAAGAAACAUGAGCUGGACUUAUCGACGUUCGCGUCUCUGAACGAGGCCGACCUCACAGAGAUCGGCGUCACCGCCUUCGGCGCUCGCAGGAAGAUGCUGCUGAUCAUUGCUGAGCUGCAAAAACAAUCGAGUCAGAAGACGGCGGCGCUGGGUACAGAGCGAAAAUUGGUUAACUCCCCGCCGUACAACACAGCUGCACUCAACGACAAGUGGUAAACCACGCUACCACUACAAAUUGGGGUGAGGUUGGGAAUUUGGUAGAUACACUCGCUAUAAUAAGUAGAAUUUACUUGAUAUAAUUGAUAUAAUAACUAUAGGAUUUAUCGUUAGUGUUUCCUAAAUAUGCUAUGUUUAAGUCACGAUUCGUACUUGGCAAAUAUUUUUAGGUUGGCUUUGUGUAAGGAAAAUUUACCUAUCACAUACAACCUUUCCUUAACAAAACAUCGCAUAUUGCUUAUUAAACAAUGUACCGUACUUUGCCAAAUCGUACAAGGCUAAACUAAUUAGUAUUACAAUCACACAAUCAGAAUUUUUCUACAUUUUUCUUGCCAAAUUCCCGGUCUUGACGCCUUUUUUAUAUUCCUGCAACGUAGCAAAAGGUCAAUUUGCAAAGACUCGUUAUGAAUAAUGAUAUGUCAAGACCAUGCUCAGAGACUGAUAAAUAAGUACAAAAUUAUAAUAUUUACACUAAGACUGAUAAUAGUACAAAACGAUCGAUUUGAAGACUGAUAAACUUCAUCGAAUGAACCUGUCAUUAAUGUCAAAAUGAGGAUCGUGUUUAGUUAUUUGUUUAUCUGACUUUGUGCAUUCUAGUAGGCGUCUCAUUAUUAGCCUCUAUUGAAUUAAUGAAGAAUUAAGUUAUGACUAAUAGAUAUUAGUGUCACUUAGUUCUAUGAUCUUUGCCUACUAUUUUAAAUUAAUUUUUACUAAAAUAAUACAUUGUUUGAAAAUUGGUAAAAUGAUUAUCUGGACUAGAUUGGAAAUUGAGUAAACAUUUUUAUAAAAACAAUUAGUAGAUAUUAUUUUAAUCAAAUUAUUCCAAGUUUAAUUCAAUUUACUAAUUUUCAAAGAGUUCUGAACGAAGUACUUACUCAUUUUGUAAAAAAAAAUUGAUAAUAUACAAAUCCUGAAUCUAGUUAUCAACUUUGUCUAUUAACUUAUCCAAAUGG
This is a messenger RNA of Hyposmocoma kahamanoa, 3690 nucleotides long. RefSeq names its product protein bicaudal C homolog 1 (gene BicC). The coding region runs from base 158 to 2737 and encodes 859 amino acids. Gene Ontology annotation, molecular function: protein binding; RNA binding. Gene Ontology annotation, cellular component: cytoplasm. The transcript is spliced from 20 exons. The record is from RefSeq and is a predicted model, not a curated record. Lineage: Eukaryota; Metazoa; Arthropoda; Insecta; Lepidoptera; Cosmopterigidae.